Molecule: messenger RNA, 918 nt
Organism: Lathyrus sativus (Indian pea)
Lineage: Eukaryota; Viridiplantae; Streptophyta; Magnoliopsida; Fabales; Fabaceae
Source: the annotation of a GenBank genome assembly
AUGCAAAUCUUUGUUAAGACUUUGACAGGAAAAACUAUUACUUUGGAGGUUGAGAGUUCAGAUACUAUUGAUAAUGUGAAAACUAAGAUUCAGGAUAAGGAAGGGAUCCCUCCAGAUCAGCAGAGGCUUAUCUUUGCAGGGAAACAACUUGAAGAUGGAAGGACCCUUGCGGAUUACAACAUUCAAAAGGAGUCCACCCUUCAUUUGGUGCUUAGAUUGAGAGGUGGAAUGCAAAUCUUUGUUAAGACUUUGACAGGAAAAACUAUUACUUUAGAGGUUGAGAGUUCAGAUACCAUUGAUAAUGUGAAAACUAAGAUUCAGGAUAAGGAGGGUAUCCCACCAGAUCAACAAAGGCUUAUCUUUGCAGGGAAACAACUUGAAGAUGGAAGGACCCUGGCUGAUUAUAACAUCCAGAAGGAAUCAACUCUCCAUCUGGUUUUGAGGCUUCGUGGUGGGAUGCAAAUUUUUGUGAAGACCCUUACCGGGAAGACCAUAACUUUGGAGGUUGAAAGUUCUGAUACAAUUGAUAAUGUGAAGACCAAAAUUCAGGACAAAGAGGGAAUUCCUCCAGACCAGCAGAGGCUAAUUUUUGCUGGUAAGCAAUUGGAGGACGGUCGUACUUUGGCUGAUUACAAUAUUCAGAAGGAAUCUACUCUACACUUGGUUUUGAGGCUUCGUGGUGGGAUGCAAAUAUUUGUGAAGACACUUACUGGGAAAACUAUUACCUUGGAGGUGGAAAGCUCUGACACUAUUGAUAAUGUGAAAACAAAAAUACAGGAUAAGGAGGGUAUUCCACCUGACCAGCAGAGGCUUAUUUUUGCAGGAAAGCAGUUGGAGGAUGGCCGUACCUUGGCAGAUUACAAUAUUCAGAAAGAAUCAACCCUACACCUUGUUCUUCGUCUCCGUGGUGGAUUCUAA